AUGGCGCUUGGCAUUCCGGCCAAAGACUUCAUCUUGGAUGCACCCGAGCUAAAUUUACAGUCUCAUAGAAAAAGGGACUUGAUAGAGCUCCACCUCACCUACUGCAACAACCUAUCAGCUCACAGUCUCAGGACUUUAACCAGAUUCCGCCAGACCCUGGUCUCCCUCAGCCUGUUCGGCUGCAGCCGCAUCUUCUAUCGCAAGGGUGGUGCCCCACUGGUAGGCGAUGAAGAAGAGGAGGAAGAGAGGCCGGCCUCCAGACAGGCACCGGACACAGACUUCAGCUUCCAGGGCUUCAACCGGCUGCGGCUGCUCAACCUCGGAGGUCUGCCUGAGGAGGUGGACGCUGAGGCUUUGCUCAAGCCCCUGCCGGCCCUCACCUCCCUAGACCUGUCCGGGGUGCCGCUGCCCAAGGCUGCCUUCCUGGCCCACUGGAAGGAGAGGCUGGCCUCGCUAGUGCUCUACAAUGUGGACCUUUCCGAGGAGCUAAUCAACACGGUAGUGGAGCUGGGACACCUGAGUAUCGAGCCCUGCAAGAGCAGCAUCUACCCUUUCCAGGAGCUAAAGAGGCCUUUGCAGUUUCUGGGGCUCUACAACACCACCCUUUGUAAUGUGACACACAUCCCUGCUUACAAGGCUGAAGGAGUUUCCACCAUAUCCCUCAACUCAGCUCCCCCUUUCCCCCCUCCUCACCAAUCCCAGGUCCAGAGGAACUGCUGCCUGACGUUGUGUAACUUCAGCAUCCCCGAGGAGCUGGAGUUCCAGUACGGCCGGGUCAACCUGCUGCUGCUGAAGAUCCUGGAGCCGGUCCGGCAGGACGAGUCCAUCCAGCGCAUCGCCGUGCACCUCUGCAACGCCCUGGUCUGCCAGGUGGACAACCACCACAAGGAGGCUGUGGGCAAGAUGGGCUUCGUCAAGGUAGGGAAGACUGAUGUAUCCAAAAAGCCACAGGACAGGAUGUGUGACCAGGUAAUGGAGUUCUCCUGGAGUGCCCUGUGGAACAUCACUGACGAGACGCCAGACAACUGUCAGAUGUUCCUUAACUGCAAGGGCAUGAGCCUCUUCCUGGACUGCCUGAAGGAGUUUCCAGACAAGCAGGAGCUCCACCGUAACAUGCUGGGGCUGCUGGGUAAUGUGGCAGAAGUGAGGGCUCUGCGACCACAACUCCUCACACCACAGUUCAUCUCUGACUUCAGGUAAGAGAAGGUCCUUUGUCUAUAUUAAAUGGUUAAAUGCAGUCUUGUCUGAUUCUGCUGCUAUCUUGGACCAGGGGCUCUAUGUAUCAAGCAUCUCAGAGUAGGGGUGCUGAUUUAGGAUCAGUUUUGCCUUUUGGAUCUGUCAUGUUUUGUCUUAGAUUGUCUUGUCAUUUUGCU
Molecule: messenger RNA, 1373 nt
Organism: Oncorhynchus gorbuscha (pink salmon)
Lineage: Eukaryota; Metazoa; Chordata; Actinopteri; Salmoniformes; Salmonidae
Product: protein zer-1 homolog
Exons: 8
Coding region: 1-1200 (399 amino acids)
Cellular component (GO): Cul2-RING ubiquitin ligase complex
Molecular function (GO): protein binding
Source: RefSeq, a predicted model, not a curated record